This is a messenger RNA of Amorphotheca resinae ATCC 22711, 4360 nucleotides long. RefSeq lists its product as hypothetical. The coding region runs from base 242 to 4219 and encodes 1325 amino acids. The record is from RefSeq and is a predicted model, not a curated record. Gene Ontology annotation, molecular function: ATP binding; ATP hydrolysis activity; ABC-type transporter activity. Gene Ontology annotation, cellular component: membrane. Lineage: Eukaryota; Fungi; Ascomycota; Leotiomycetes; Helotiales; Amorphothecaceae. The transcript is spliced from 3 exons.
UUUGCUUUGCGCUUUCCAAUGCCAUGGUUUGUAUCUUCUUUAUGCUUCUCUCGAGUUGUCGCUUUUCUUCGUUGUGCCUUUUCCUGUCGUUGAAACCCCCUCUCCCCUCUUUUCUGGCGCAGGAAGGGAUUCAUGAUUUUACCUAGACAACAUCUCCAGCUGCGCCGCGAAACAUUCGCAGAUACCUGAACGCCUGGCACGUUAGACAUGGAUAUGCGAGCUCCUUGAAAUAUAGCAUCUAAUGGAGAAGGAUAUAGAGGCUGGUCUUCAGGAGAAGGAAAAAGUCAAUGGCGGAGUGUGGAUAUCUCAGAGCGCAGAAACGACGACUCCGAAGGAAAUCGGACAUCACAACAACCCGGACCCUCUUUCACCUUCGCAAAGCAACCGCAUCUCUCUAUCAGAAGUUGACCCGGUAGAUGUGCAGGUCCGAAAUCUUUCGGUCAGCGUCGACGUCUCCCCUCCUGUUCUUUCGUUCGACAGUCUCCUUCAGCGGAAACGAAAUCGAAAUGGCGACCUCAAAUCUGAACCAAAACAGAUCCUCCACUCGGUUUCAGCAUCGAUGCCGGCUGGCACCCUCACGGCGAUUAUUGGUGGCAGUGGGUCUGGCAAAACAACCAUGUUGAAUACAAUGGCGGAACGUGUGACGAGUGGGCGGAUGUCUUUUGGAGGGCACACGAUGUUCAAUGGCAUGGAAGGCGUGAAUAACAUACGAAGCACGUAUGUGAUGCAACAAGAUAUUUUAUUGCCAACACUCACUGUGCGGGAGACAUUACGGUACUCUGCGGAUCUACGACUCCCACCGCCUACCACGAAAGAGGAGAGGUGGAGAGUUGUGGAGGAAGUCAUACUGGAACUAGGGUUGAAAGAAUGUGCGGACACAAGAAUUGGAAAUCAUCAGCAUAGGGGUUGCUCUGGUGGCGAAAAGAGAAGGACGAGUAUCGGUGUCCAACUCUUGAGCAACCCAAGCGUCUUGUUCCUGGACGAGCCAACUACUGGAUUGGAUGCUACCAGCGCGUUCCAGCUGAUCCGGACAUUGAAAGGCCUGGCACGGCAGGGGAGGACUAUCGUCACAACCAUUCAUCAACCUAGAUCAGAAAUUUGGGGCAUGUUUGAUAGGCUCGUGAUCCUCACCCGAGGAAGUCCUGUUUACUCGGGCAAGGCAAGUGAUUGUAUCCCGUGGUUCAGCAGAAUUGGGAUGGAAUUACCGCCAUUCGUAAAUCCAGCCGAAUUCUUGAUUGAUAUUGCAGCGAUUGAUAAUCGGUCACCUGAACUUGAAAUGGCCUCCUCAGAAAGGGUUGAGCGUCUGAAGUCUGCUUGGAUGGAGGAGAGCUACAAGUUAUAUAAUGAAAAGGAUCUACCAGCCCACCAGCAGACCACAAUAGUGCAACGAGUCUCUGCAUCUCAUCUCCACUCACCGUUUAUCCGCCAGACGAUGGUUCUGACCUCUCGCACAUUUGUAACGACUUAUCGGGAUCCUCUGGGCAUGGCCGGCUCCCUUGUCGAGGCGAUAGGAAUGGGGGUAAUGUCUGGGUGGGUUUUCUUUAACCUAGGCAUGGACCAGUCUGGCAUUCGCAGUCGUGAAGGUGCCCUGUACAAUGCAGCCGCGUUGCAGGGCUACCUUAUACUCAUGUUCGAAACCUAUCGUCUCUCGACUGACAUUGAACUUUUUGAUCGCGAACACAAUGAAAACGUUGUGGAUGUUCUUCCAUUCCUGCUAAGUAGGAGAAUUGCCAGGUUAUUCACGGAAGAUUUGCCAGUUCCUCUUAUCUUCUCGUUGAUCUUUUACUGGAUGGCAGGCUUUAGAGCCGACGCUUCAACUUUCUUCACUUUCUUUUCCGUUGUGCUAUUAUGUCAGUAUAUCGCAGUUACGUAUGCAACGACAUGCAUAGCUGCUGCCAGAAGCUUUGCUUCUGCAUCCCUCAUUGCUAACCUGGGUUAUACGGUUCAGUCCAUGGCAUGCGGAUUUUUUAUUCAAACAAGCACAAUUCCUGUGUAUAUGAGGUGGUUGAAGUGGACAGCAUAUGUUUAUUAUGCAUUUGGAGCUCUGUGUGCUAAUGAGUUCGUGGGGCAAUUCUACGAUUGUCCACUGGAAGGUGGGGAGUCAAAUCCUGCAUGUGCGCAAUACACGGGCUCUUAUAUCAUGGCAUCAUUGGGAUUCCCUCAUGACUGGGUAGUUAGACCGAUCAUAAUUCUGGUCUCGUUCGUCGUCAUGUUCUACAGUCUGGCUGGUAUUGGCUUGAAGUACAAGAAAGUUGAGAUGGAUAUAGCCCGAGCUAGGGCCCAAGAUACUGAUUUAUCUGCGGGCAAGGAAAAGAUGGCAGCCGGACCUGCUGGAGAGGUUAGAACUGUCGAUAUUGGACUGAACAAAUUCGCACUUGAUUUGGACAAGAGAACGUUCUAUGGACAAAAGCUACCUACGAAGACGAUCUUGCACCCCGUUACGGCGACAUUCCAGGCCGGGGUGUUGAAUGUUAUCAUGGGACCAUCCGGCAGUGGGAAGACUUCUCUUCUCAACGCAAUGGCUCUCCGUCUUCGUAAUAGCCCAGGGACUCGUUACAAAUCAUUUGGCGACAUGACUUUCAAUGGUUCGGUGCCCUCCAAUUCGGUUAUACGGUCGGUAUGCUCAUAUGUCUGCCAAGACGACGAUGCAUUGUUGCCAUCUCUCACCGUCCGUGAAACGCUACAGUUUGCAGCCAAACUUCGCCUUCCACCAUUCAUGACAAGCGCACAAAAGAAACAACGAGCAGAAGAAGUCCUUCUGAAGCUCGGCCUCAAGGAUUGCGCUGACAAUCUGAUCGGGUCUGACCUAAUAAAGGGCAUUUCAGGGGGAGAGAAGAGGCGGGUUUCGAUUGCGGUACAAAUCCUGACGGAUCCACGUGUUCUCCUCCUUGAUGAGCCCACGUCUGGUCUCGAUGCUUUCACAGCAUCGUCUAUUAUGGAAGUUCUCCAAGGUCUCGCUCAUGAAGGCCGCACCCUCAUUCUCACUAUCCACCAAUCACGUUCCGACCUCUUCCAACAAUUCGGAACCGUACUUCUUCUUGCCCGAGGAGGCUCACCUGUGUACUCUGGCAAGGCUGCGGGCAUGCUGCCCCAUUUCCAUACCCUUGGUUUUCCCUGCCCAACCACCACGAAUCCGGCAGACUUUGCAUUGGAUCUGAUAACCGUGGAUCUACAGCAGUCCUCCCGUGAAGAGGAAACCCGAUCAAAGGUCAAGAAGCUCAUCACCUCCUGGUCUGAUGGUGAUUUUAUUGCUGCCAUCCAUCCAACCACAAUCUCCACACCUGCAGAACUCGGAGCCCUGGUCCGCAAGUCAUCGUCAUUCUUCUCCGCAUAUCCCAUCUUGGUCCACCGCGCUUCUAUUAAUUUUCGGAGACAGCCCCCGCUUCUAAUGGCUCGGAUUAUGCAGGUUAUUGGACUUUCUAUCAUCUUGACACUCUUCUUUGCCCCACUAAAGAACAAUUAUUAUUCCGUCCAAACUCGCAUGGGUUAUAUACAGGAAUUCUGUGCCUUUUACUUCGUAGGCAUGUUGCAGAACGUGGCUGUCUACCCGAAUGAGAAGGAUGUCUUCUAUCGAGAGAAUGAUGACGGGACCUAUGGCGUGGAGGCUUUCUUCGCACAGUAUCUAACCCUCGAAGUUCCCUUCGAGAUCCUAACUUCAUUGAUAUUUGCCGUGCUUAACGAUAUCGGUGUUGGACUACCGCGAACGGCACAAAUGUUUUUUGUAUGCUUCUUCAACUGUUUCUGUAUAGUCUCCUGUGGUGAGAGUCUUGGCAUCAUGUUUAAUACCCUGUUCGCACACACCGGUUUCGCCGUAAACCUCACCUCCGUCUUCCUCUCCGUCGCCCAAUUCAUGUCCGGCAUCCUCUCCAUCGACAUGCCCGGCUUCCUCCAAGGCGUCAACUACCUCUCCCCUAUCCGCUAUGCCGUCCGCAACCUCGUACCCUACUCCCUGCGCGGCAUCACCUUCACCUGCAACUCCAGCCAGCGGCUCCCGAACGGCGAAUGCCCCAUCACGACCGGACAACAGGUCCUGGAACUCUACGACCUGGAUACGAACCCGGGCAUCAACAUCAUGGCGUUGGGUAUCUGCACACUUGUUUAUCGCUUGCUGGCCUAUCUCUUGCUGAAGGCUAUGAGGACACAUUGGCCGGAUUUGCCGUGGAAGGGGAGGAAUAGGAGGGCUCCUGCGCUUGAGAAUGAUGAGAUCAGGGAUUCAUGAAUUCAUAAUCGUCUAGGGAUGAUGGAAUAUCGGCAUUGUUAUCUGUAUACCUCAUGACUGCUUUGGUUAUGAUUUAGCGACGCGUUUGAGGCGAAAUUUGAGUAUUCCAACAUAGGCAUUUAUCAAUAAACAUUUCGAAAG